Didymodactylos carnosus is the source of this 1678-nucleotide messenger RNA. Lineage: Eukaryota; Metazoa; Rotifera; Eurotatoria; Philodinida; Philodinidae. The record is from the annotation of a GenBank genome assembly.
AUGUUCGAGACCGCAUCGAUACUAUUUGCUGUUGAGAACUCAAGUGACCUGUCCGAUACGGUACUACGUCGCUCAAAAGAAAUUAGUAGUGACAGUUUUGGUUUACGGCGUUUUCUGACUACGUACCAGACAUCUCGUACGUUCGAUUUAUCGGCAUUCAUUUCACAAUAUCAACGUACAUGGAUUUUAUAUACAAAAUUAUUGAUAUUUAAUAAUUCAGUAUUGAAUAUGGAAGAUUCCCCGAUGUAUAUGUACAACACAAGAUAUAAUCAGUUGACAUUUGAUACGGGCUAUUCUAUGUCUAUUUGUUAUGGUGCUUUAACAUCAAUGAACAAAUUUCGGUGUUAUUCUUCACACUAUUAUAAGGAAAAAACAUGUAAAUGGAUAAUGAGAUUUAAUAUGAAUAAAUUUGAAAUAGAUGACUUACAACGAUCACCAUUCAGACGAGUUAUUACUGUACAACAUAUUGAUCGUGGAGUCGUCAUUGAUGUUCAUAAAUAUGGAUUUAUUUUACAUAUCUGUAUUAGAGGUAAUCCAGCCGAAUAUAUUCAAGCGAGACCAGGAUUUCACGAGUACAACCGGGUUUGUUAUGAUGAACCUCAACCAUUAUUUUCCGCUAUACGAGUUGUUUUAUGUAUUGAUAGAGAAAUAAUGAAUAAUAUGUAUGAAAGGAAGACGAAUAUUGAACUUGCAUUUAGAAAAUUUAUUAGUUUUUUUCAACAAAAUAAUAUCACCAUCUACUUCGGCUCAGUCAUGUUUGAUAAAGACGAUGUAAUUUAUAAAAAACCAUUUUUUGAACUACAGUUUCCAACGUAUAUUCAAAAUUAUUCCUGGUCCAUAUUAACGAGUAUGGGAUGUCGUGUUCAAGAAAAGUUAAACACAAAUGAAAAUUUUAAACAAAUCUUCUUGUCUGGAAUGUCAUUGAUCGAUAAAGAGGAACAAGAUGAUAUCAUGUAUUAUAUGUGUUCACGAUUAUACUAUCGAGCCUUAAAACAUUAUUUUAUUGAUUUCUACGCGGAAUUUAUUGAUAUAUUGAAGCAUUAUUACUCCUUUUAUAAGACAAGCUUGAUGAGUCAAUUCCCAAUUACCUUGAAAAACGAAGUAUUUAUUCCGUGCGUCACUUUAACAUCCAGUACGGAUCCGAUUGUAAAACCUUUUAAACUUUCUAAGUCAAAUCGAGUGCUACGAGAACCACAAUUUGGAAAUUUGAAUAAUUUUAUCUUUGUCGAGUUCCGCGACGAUAAUGGUAAUCAACUUCAAGCACGAGAUUUUGUCGCUCUUCGUCAACAUUUCAAACAGUAUUUGACAACUGGAUUUAUCAUCGGCGGCAGAUCGUAUUGUUACCUACAUCACGCACAAUCACAAGUUCGAUUUAAACAAUUCUAUUACUACUGUGAAAUGCCUGGUUGCUUCACAUUUGAGGAAGCGUAUCGUUGGAUGGGAAACUUUGCCAAUGAAAGAGUUGUAGCAAAAUAUGCAGCCAGAAUGGCACAAUGUUUUUCGAGUACACAGCCAACAAUCCAAAUCAAAGCCGAUUUAGUAAAAUAUGUAGAUGAUAUAAUCAGUAGUGAUAAUAAAUACACGUUUACAGACGGAGUUGGAAUGAUAUCAAAGCAACUCAGUAACAAGGUAAUUACAGUAUCUCCGUUAUUUAUAUAAAAGAAAAAUUAUUAGGAGC